UGGGACGGCAUUUGAAUGGCACUCCAAGCCAUCAUGGAAACCUCGGAUUUAAGCGGGCAUAAUAUCGUGAUAGCAAAGGAUGUCCAAAAGUUGCAUCAUGGGAGAGUACCGAAAAGCUGGGUGUUUGAGACGAUAUUUGAAGGGCGAGAUGCGUCGUUGGGCAUGUUGGAGUGAAUGAAGACUGGAGAGCUGAACUGACUUGAGCUGAAGACGACCCCGAUCCAAGACUCUAGAACGCACCUUCCUGACCAAAGAUAUCCACAGUCCACAUCAAACUGGGAAGUUUCGGCCGCAAACAUGGCCCACCUUGCUGCACGCGCCAAUGUUUCCCCGGACUCGGGAUUUCCAGUCACCCUCCACCCACACUUCAACCCCAAGAUCAAAGAUCAUGUCCCUCCAGAGCCACCACACAAAGAGCGAACCCCAGCGCCCGACAGAGGUCUCUUUGCCAACCCCGACAAGAAAUCGUUGCUCUCGAUCCCUGGUAUCAAAGUGGUUCCCUUGACUGAAUCGAUUGGAACCGUCUUGGAGAAUGUCCAGCUCUCCGCCUUGACACCACAACAGCUUGAUGAGCUUGCUCUGCUGGUCAACGAACGCGGUGUGGUCUUCUUCCGCUCUCAAGAUCUGACCACUGAAGGUCAGGUCAAACUCUUUGAACACUAUGGAGAGCUCGACCGUCACCCGUCUCAGAAAGACACGCGCCAUCAUGUCAUCAGAGGCAGCACCAUAGAUCACAGGGAGAUAUUGGCCUACACCCCUUGGCCAAGCGGCGAUUUCCAUGCCGACACCUCUUUCGAGAUCAACCCGCCAUCUUACUCGAUGCUCAGAAUGGAAGAGCACCCGCCUGUUGGUGGUGACACGGCGUGGGUAUCGUCUUAUGGUCUGUACGAUACUCUAUCAGAUGCCAUGAAAAACUUUUUGUCCGGUCUUCACGCCGUUCACACCUCUCGUCUUCAGUACGACACCAUCCUCGACCUUUGGCAAGUGCCUCCCAACCGUGCCCCAAUCGACACCCACCACCCCGCUGUUCGGACUCAUCCAGUCACUGGCCUCCGGGCACUGAACGUCAACCCGGGCUUUGUCACGGGCUUCGCCGAGUUGAAGAAAUAUGAAGGCGAUAAGAUUUUGGACUUCUUGAACUAUCACAUCCAUUCUGCGGAUGACCAUUAUGUACGAUUCAAGUGGGAGGUGGGGAGUGUUGCGUUGUGGGACAACCGAGCCGUGAUUCAUCGCGUAAUUCCCGGAUCGUACGAGACCCCUAGGAGAGGCAUUAGAACGACCGUUUUUGGGGAAAAGCCAUACUUCGAUCCGAAGAGCGAGGGAAGGUUGGAGAGACAAAAGAGGCUAAAAGCUGAGAGAGAGAACGAAGAUAAAGCCAAUGGUGUCAAUGGAACCAACGGCAAUGGGGUCAGCCACUGAGUGGCAUUUGUCGAUGUGGAAGAUAUGGGGAAAAUACGGGGAAUAUCCCAGGCAUGUGGGUUGGAUCAUGUUGGUUCCAGACACGGUAUAUCUCAGGCUUCAUAAGCAUGCUUUCGAUGUUGACCACAUCCAUUGUUGUGGGAGAGGAAUGCGAAAUCAAGGUGGUGAAUCAGCCAAGGCCCGA
Molecule: messenger RNA, 1603 nt
Organism: Podospora bellae-mahoneyi
Lineage: Eukaryota; Fungi; Ascomycota; Sordariomycetes; Sordariales; Podosporaceae
Exons: 3
Coding region: 298-1419 (373 amino acids)
Cellular component (GO): cytoplasm
Molecular function (GO): 2-oxoglutarate-dependent dioxygenase activity
Source: RefSeq, a predicted model, not a curated record